This is a messenger RNA of Gossypium arboreum, 734 nucleotides long. Its product is annotated as auxin-responsive protein IAA20-like. Gene Ontology annotation, molecular function: protein binding. The transcript has 4 exons. Bases 178 to 675 code for a protein of 165 amino acids. NCBI's taxonomy places the organism in Eukaryota, Viridiplantae, Streptophyta, Magnoliopsida, Malvales, Malvaceae. Gene Ontology annotation, cellular component: nucleus. The record is from RefSeq and is a predicted model, not a curated record. Gene Ontology annotation, biological process: regulation of DNA-templated transcription.
AAGAAUUGGCCUUCUUUGAUGGACAAAUUUCAGUAGCUAGCUUAGUACAUAGUUUCCAAUUAAAAACCUGUAUUUCUAUUUGACUAAAUACGAGUUUUUCUACUGGUUCUGGUUAUUUAAACCCACAGGUGGCGGCUCAUUUGUCUUCACUUGAAUCUUCGCCAAAAAUCUUAGAAAAUGGGAAGGGCAACCAGUUCUUCUUCAUCUUCCAUCGAGAGCAGCACCCAUUUUGGGUUUUCAAGCAAUGGUGCUUCUUCGUCUUCUUCCUCUCAGAGGGACCUCAGCACUGAUCUUAGGCUUGGUCUUAGCAUUUCAGCCUCUCGUCCCUACGCAAGGGGGCAGCCAUCGCUGUUAAGGCAGGUAGUUUCUGAAGAAGAAAAUGAGUGCAACAGUGCAACUUUCUUCGUAAAGGUGUACAUGGAAGGGAUUCCUAUUGGUAGAAAACUGAACCUGUUAGCUCACGAGAAUUACUACGAUCUGAUAAGGACACUGGAGAACAUGUUCAACACAAACAUUAUCUGGGCUGAACCUGAAGCUGAGAUGGAUGGAGAUCGUUACGAGAAAUACCAUGUGCUAACAUACGAAGACAAGGAAGGGGACUGGAUGAUGGUUGGUGAUGUUCCUUGGGAGAUGUUCUUGUCAGCUGUGAGGAGAUUGAAGAUCACCAAGUGCUAAAUUUUGGUACAAAAUCCUUUUUUUUUUCUUUCUUUUUUUUUUUUUUGGGGGAGGUUGGU